AUGUCUCACUUCGUUUGCAAGGCCUUCCUAGCUGCUGGAGCGGACGAAGGCACGCGCCAUCUGAAGCUUCAAACCAUCUUCGAGGACAACCGGCAGGGGCUGGUCGAAGAGCACAGGUAUUUCAUGGCGAACGAGUGGAACUCGAGCAAAGCGUGCCCGAUGCGAGUGUGCUUACGAUGCGAAUUUUUCGUGGCCUUUCAGGGACAGUGA
Symbiodinium sp. CCMP2592 is the source of this 210-nucleotide messenger RNA. Lineage: Eukaryota; Dinophyceae; Suessiales; Symbiodiniaceae. The record is from the annotation of a GenBank genome assembly.